AUAAAAACCAAGUUGUUCCACAGAGGAAGGAAAACUGAACUUCACAAACUUCAUGAACAUCCUGAGCGCCUACAUGGUGGACGACGAUGAUGACGACGAGGCGAUGUACCAGGAGCUGAAGGAGGCGUUCAGGCUCUACGACAGAGGGGGCGACGGCUACAUCACCACAGCCACGCUAAAGGAGAUUUUGAAGGAACUUGACAACAAGCUUAGCAAUGAGGACCUGGAUGGCAUCAUCGACGAGAUUGACGAGGAUGGAUCUGGCACGGUGGACUUCGAUGAGUUCAUGGAGAUGAUGACUGGCUAAAGGAACAACUUGGGUUAAGAUCCCGUUCCCUUAGUAAAUAUAUAUAUUUUUGAAAUUUUACGAAAGGAAAUACUUGGCACUGAAUUGAGGCUACAGUUAAUGAUAUUAAAUAAAUUUUUGAGACAAUGUACCAUGGAAAAAAAAAUAACACAAUGUGUGUAUAAUAAUUGCAAUGAAAAUGAACCAUACAUAAAAAAAAAUACAUAUAAAUAAAAUACAGUAAAAAAAGUGUUUUGGGCUAUAAAGUUUUAUGUUCUCGCCGAAUUAUGUUUAAUUAGCCUGUGAUAGAAAUAUAUAUAUAGUCUUUUCUAAUUAUGAUUUGACUUACUUUUGCUGGUAUCAAGUAAGAAUAAUAACUAUGUAUGCCGUAUUUUAGUAGAGAAGACUGUGCGCACUUUUAUGAUUUUUGAUUUGUGAAAUGAUUUCUUGAUACCUCUGUGUAAUUGCAAGUUUAUUGCAGUGAUCUGUGUUUUCUGUUUUGUAUCGUUUGUAUUACAUUUUACUAAUAAAAUCAUCAGGCCUGGA
Molecule: messenger RNA, 832 nt
Organism: Penaeus monodon (black tiger shrimp)
Lineage: Eukaryota; Metazoa; Arthropoda; Malacostraca; Decapoda; Penaeidae
Product: troponin C, isotype gamma-like
Exons: 3
Coding region: 53-307 (84 amino acids)
Molecular function (GO): calcium ion binding; enzyme regulator activity
Source: RefSeq, a predicted model, not a curated record